AAGUUGGUAUAUCAUUGUUGUUAGAAGAAGAAGUAUUUGAUUGUUCAAAGAUAUUAGAUAAGUUUUAUGUAUAUUUAAUAGCUUCUUUGUUUUUAGAUGUAGUUGAAGUGUUAGAUUGUGGUUCUUGGGUUGAAAUAAGUGGAAAAAGAUUGUUAAGAGAGUUUGAUUUUGGUAAGAGAUUAUCUACCAAGCUAGAUAUAGAAGGUGGUUUGGCUUGUAAUUUAAAUAAGGAAGAGCUUUUAGUUUUUAAAUAA
Dentiscutata erythropus is the source of this 254-nucleotide messenger RNA. The record is from the annotation of a GenBank genome assembly. Lineage: Eukaryota; Fungi; Glomeromycota; Glomeromycetes; Diversisporales; Gigasporaceae.